Prorocentrum cordatum is the source of this 444-nucleotide messenger RNA. The record is from the annotation of a GenBank genome assembly. NCBI's taxonomy places the organism in Eukaryota, Dinophyceae, Prorocentrales, Prorocentraceae.
AUGACGACCCGCUACAAGAAGAACCGGCACCUGCGCGGCGCGAUCUCCGCGGGCCGUGGGCGCAUCGGCAAGCACCGUAAGCACCCGGGCGGCUGCGGCAACGCUGGCGGGCAGCACCACCACAGGAUCAAUUUCGACAAGUACCACCCCGGCUACUUCGGCAAGGUGGGCAUGCGGAACUUCCACCUCAUCAAGCACGGGAAGGUCUGCCCCUUGAUCAAUGUCGACAAGCUCUGGUCGCUGGUGCCCGAGGGGACGCGGGAGCAGUUCGCGGCGAAGAAGGACAAGGCCCCCGUCAUCGACGUGAUGAAGGCGGGCUACAUGAAGGUCUGCGGCAAGGGGCAACUUCCCGAGCAGCCGCUCAUCGUGAAGGCGCGGUACUUCACGAAGGAGGCCGAGGCGAAGAUCAAGGAGGCAGGCGGCGUCUGCGUCCUGUGUGCCUGA